UUUGAAUACUUCUCGACAAUAUAUAUAUAUUUGGCUUUGUCAAAAAGUUGCACAUCAGCAGACUAACCAAAUAGCUAUAUGGCCGGAAAUUGUGUAUUGGCGUCUGACACAUAGCCUACAGUUUGAAAGCAAUAGCACAAUAUCGUAUAAUUGGACGAAACGCAAUAUAUACAAAGUUUUUAAAUACAAAAUAUAGCAUAAGCAAUAACACGAAAUUAAACGUUGUAAGUUUGCUGUCCGCACGAUGUAGGUAGGUUGCAUUUUUUGGUUAUUGAUUAAACCGUAAACAUAUCCUACUACGAUUAAACAAUGCGCUGCACAGCCGUAAGCUAAAACAAGCCAAGCGUGCAAUUGACGGGCGAUAUGAGCCGAUAAUGUGUUUAGAUCGUGCGUUUUAAAGUGCAGUUACUGUAUUCUAUUCAUUAUCAUGAAUUGUCUUCUAAAAAGAACAGAAUCUGAAGGAUAUGAAUGGGUGACAACCCCUAUUCCAGAAGCCUGUAACGAUGAAGUCUUAAUAAAAGUUGACAAAGUGGCAAUUUGCGGAUCAGAUAUUAGUCUUUGGAAAUGGAAUGAAACAGCUAAAUUGAUAGCGUCUCUACCAUUUACACCAGGACAUGAAGCAACGGCUGUUGUGAAGGUUGGACCUAACGCAGCUCGACUAACUGUAGGCGAUCGAAUUGCCGUUGAAAAUCAUUUCUUCUGUGGAAAAUGUUUAUUGUGUUCGAAAAACAGAGGAGAUAUUUGUCAGAAUCUGGCACAGUAUGGGCACGGCAGAGGUACAAUUCACGGUGGGUGCUCUCAGUAUUCUAUAGUAAAUGAAAAGUAUUGUUACAAGCUUCAACAUAACAUAACAGAUAAUGAAGCUGUGCUUUUGGAACCGAUGGGAGUCGCCCACAAUGGAAUAGAGAGACUUGAUGUUUCGGGCGAAGAAGUGCUUGUUAUUGGAUGCGGUGCAGUAGGUUUGUUUGCAAUUGCAUGUGCAAAAGCUCUUGGGGCAACACGAGUGAUUGCAGCUGAUAUUGUUCCCAAUCGUUUGAUUCGAGCCAGUAAAAUGGGCGCCGAUGUUGUGAUCAAUUCAAAAGAUGUGAAAGAUUUCAAAGACAAGAUUAUGGAGUUAACGGAUGGAAAUGGAAUCGAUCGCAUUUGUGAAGCAAGUGGAUCUGCGUCAUUGCUGAAUAGAUGCUUUUCAUAUCUUAGAAAGGGCGGCAAAGUAGUUUUAAUUGGACUCGUAAAGGAGCCAUUUCAUGUUGAAAACCCUAUACAAGACAUUGUCUUCAAAUCUUUAACCAUAAACACGGUGCACGGAAGAAGAAUAUUCCAUACGUGGGAAGAGUGCGAGAAACUAAUCGUUGAGAAAAAGGUCGAUCCAUCUAUAGUGAUUUCUCAUGAUAUUCCGAUGUCGAAAUUCCGUGAUGCCUUCAAUGCUUUGUUUUCUCAAGAUGCUUGUAAAAUUGUAUUAGAUCCACAGAAUUGAUCUUGCCAAUUUUCAAAACGACGCAGUUUUAACCUCCUAUAUAUAUAAAAUAUUAAUUUUUCAGGCAUUGGCAAUUAAACAGAUUAUGAUAUUUUUUGAUAAUAAAUUAAUUCCUUAAUAUAAGAAAAAUUGUUGACCUCAUGAUAAUGUGGUCUCACUGGUCUGUACGAACAAGCAGCAGAGAACCAUCUCGCAACAGCACCAUGGCUUAACUAAAAUGACGUAACAAUAAAAAAUAAAAUAAAACACAGUUGUCGCAAAUAACUUGUUCGUUUAAAUCAGUAUAGUUAAUUAUUAGUUCAGUCACUGCACUUCAGUCGUACGUUACAUGUGUCCGCAGUUUCAAAUUUUGUCAGAAAUAAAAAUGCGUUUAAUUUAGUUGACAUUGUUGAAUUUCUGUUUGUGCAUGAUUGUAUUA
Molecule: messenger RNA, 1892 nt
Organism: Styela clava
Lineage: Eukaryota; Metazoa; Chordata; Ascidiacea; Stolidobranchia; Styelidae
Product: L-threonine 3-dehydrogenase-like
Molecular function (GO): zinc ion binding; oxidoreductase activity
Source: RefSeq, a predicted model, not a curated record